AUGGCAGAAGUUUCAAGCGUACUAUUAGGCAGAAAAGUCAUUUAUAAAACUUUAAAAAAUGUUUGGAGAAAUUUAAGUAAUAAUAAUAAUUUAAAUUAUUGCCUCAAUCUCGUGAAGAAAUGUGAUUAUGAAAGUUACUUGUCCACGCUUCUCUUGAGAGAUAGGCAGAGAGACGGGGCUUUCGUUUUAAGAGCACUUCAGGUUGAAUUGUCCCAGAUUCGAGACCUCGUCUCAGAUCGUCAGAUUGGUCGAAUGAGAUUGCAGUUCUGGAAGGACGCUAUAAAUAACAUCUACGAGCUGAUAAAGAGACAUGAUUUGUCCAGGGCAUUGUUUGACAGAAUUCUCAGAGCAAGGGAAAGCCAAAUUCGUUCUGAUAUACCAUUUUCUAACAUAGCUGAGCUGGAGAGAGUGAGCAUCGCUACCAGCCCCAACACUGCAAAUGACGAUGAUGAUAAUAAUCACAAAGAUGACGAUGAUGAUAAUAAUCACGAUGACGUCAUCCUGAAUCGAGCAGUCGGCCAUCUUGGAAAAGCCCAAGGAAUAAUAACACUUCUGAGAGCCAUACCCCAUAACGCAGCUAAAAAUAUCGUUUACAUCCCCGUCAGUCUAAUGAUGAAGACACCGAUUAACCUCUAUCUGAAGUCCCUAGAGAGAUGUGACUUCAACCCGCUAAAUCCCAAACUGCAGCUCAGAAAUUCCUGGCUACCCAUCGUCCUUCUCAUCAACAGGAUCCGGCUCAAGAUUUAG
Molecule: messenger RNA, 747 nt
Organism: Helobdella robusta
Lineage: Eukaryota; Metazoa; Annelida; Clitellata; Rhynchobdellida; Glossiphoniidae
Exons: 8
Coding region: 1-747 (248 amino acids)
Biological process (GO): biosynthetic process
Source: RefSeq, a predicted model, not a curated record